AUGACCGCGAACGUUGAUUUCGAUGGCGUUCCCAUGGACAUGGCAAUGCACUUGCUCGAUUUACACUGGAAUCGGCUAAAUUUGAUCUACCUCCAAACAUACCGUCCGGCAAUCAUGGACAGCCUGUUCAAUAACGGACCGUACGUCAGUGAAUUGCUGCUGAAUGCCAUCUAUUUGCAAAGCAGUUUGUACAGCGACCGGAAAGGCCUGCAGCUGGAUGCGCAAGACCCGUAG
Molecule: messenger RNA, 234 nt
Organism: Exophiala aquamarina CBS 119918
Lineage: Eukaryota; Fungi; Ascomycota; Eurotiomycetes; Chaetothyriales; Herpotrichiellaceae
Exons: 1
Coding region: 1-234 (77 amino acids)
Source: RefSeq, a predicted model, not a curated record